CACAACCGGUAAGUAAGUACACACCGAAAAAAGCCUCUUUUGCAAGGGCUUUCUUUCCAGCUUGACGUCCGCAAGCUUUUGGUUUCAGCUCUUCUCGCCGUCUCGUUGCAUCGCCGGGGUCAAAAAGGUGAAGUCUCGAUUUUUCCUUUUUGAGAGGAGAAGUGAAGUUCGUGUUGAGGAGAUGAGGUGCUUUUGGGAACUCACUCGGUUUCUUUUGGUGUCCUAUCUUAUCUGCUGUCCCGGGGAAGGGGCGAAAGGCAGAGAUGGGAACGAACAAGCCAGCCGUCCCAGGAGGAAGGGGAAGGGGAAAAUGUUGCCGAACAAAGGAGUUCUGACCACCAGGGAGGGCCAUGAGUGUUCCUGGGAGGUGCAGGGGCAGGAAGAGUCCACCCUCCAGCUGAACUGCACGGACCAAGGCAACAGUUAUGUGUGUCAGUACAACGGCACGCCACGCAGCUGCCUCGCCUACAGCAGCAGGGCGGCCCAGUACUGGAAACAGGUCCUCAGUAAAGUCAAGAGGAAAAAGCACGCCUGUCAAGGAGAUGCCACCUUAAAAGCGAGGGUCUGCAAGCAGGGGCCGCCAGAAUCGCAGCUGAAACUGAAGGGCAAGAGCCCCGAGCCUGGCAGGAGAAAGGAAAAGGCUCGUUUCAGAGGGACCGGGCGCCUGAAGGAGCAGAGGGCAGGACUGGGCCAGCCUGAGCCCACUCUGAAAACCCGGAAAAAGACCAGCAGCAAAUCCAAAGCGUCGGAUUCUGUCAGGGGCGAGGAGCCGAGCUCACUGAGCGAGAUGAAUAAUGACCAUCCCGAUUUGCAAGGAGACCUCUCUCAGGUUUAUUGCGCCCGGAAAUGGCAUUCCCUCUGCUCCUUCUUCGUCGGGCUGUGGAAUGGCUAGUUGGAGGCUUUCUCUGACACCAUAGCGAGAUAGUCUUAGGUACAUCCAUCCAGCACCGCCCUCCCCCCACCCCUUCUUCCUUCCCGCCUCUGUAACUGAGAUCUCCUUUAAUACUAAACAGAACCACUGCUGAAUUAGAACUGAUUUUUUUUUACGUACUAAAUAGACUCACACUGUCGAGUGAAACACUGUGAACGCUAUCUCUGUUAAUUUAACAUUUUAAUAACUUGUUUGUUGCUUUGUAUUUUUUUAACUCGACCCUGUAAGACACAACAUUAAAGUGAGAGAAACCACU
Stegostoma tigrinum is the source of this 1187-nucleotide messenger RNA. RefSeq names its product fibroblast growth factor-binding protein 3-like. Gene Ontology annotation, molecular function: growth factor binding. Gene Ontology annotation, biological process: cell-cell signaling. The record is from RefSeq and is a predicted model, not a curated record. The transcript is spliced from 2 exons. Lineage: Eukaryota; Metazoa; Chordata; Chondrichthyes; Orectolobiformes; Stegostomatidae. The coding region runs from base 182 to 892 and encodes 236 amino acids.